UCUGCUUUUAUCAGCAGGGAUGGGUGGCGCUCUCUAUAGCAUUGACAGCAUGCCAGACCUCAGGAAGAGGAAAGCUAUGCCUCUCGUCCGAGAUCUGUCAUUGGUUCAGAGCUCCAGGAAGGCAGGCAUCACCUCAGCCCUGACGUCCAGCACCCUGCACAACGAAGAACUGAAGAGUCAUGUAUACAAGAAGACCCUCCAGGCCCUCAUAUAUCCAAUCUCCUGCACAACCCCGCACAAUUUCGAGGUGUGGACAGCCACCACACCUACCUACUGCUACGAGUGUGAGGGGCUGCUGUGGGGUAUCGCUCGCCAGGGCAUGCGCUGUACCGAGUGUGGAGUCAAAUGCCACGAGAAGUGCCAAGAUCUACUCAAUGCCGACUGUCUGCAAAGAGCAGCAGAGAAGAGCUCCAAACACGGCGCUGAGGACCGAACGCAGAACAUCAUCAUGGUUCUUAAAGACCGCAUGAAAAUCCGCGAGAGGAACAAACCUGAGAUCUUCGAACUCAUUCAGGAGGUGUUCGCCGCCCCCAAGGCCACCCACGUCACCCACAUGAAGCAGAUCAAACAGAGCGUGCUCGAUGGCACUUCUAAAUGGUCGGCCAAGAUCUGCAUCACAGUGUUGUGUGCUCAGGGUCUACAAGCCAAGGAUAAGACCGGCUCCAGUGAUCCAUACGUCACUGUCCAGGUGGGAAAGACCAAAAAGAGGACCAAGACCAUCUAUGGCAACCUCAACCCUGUCUGGGAGGAGACUUUUAAUUUUGAAUGUCACAACUCAUCGGACCGCAUCAAGGUGCGAGUGUGGGAUGAGGACGACGACAUUAAGUCUCGUGUGAAGCAGAAGUUCAAGAGGGAGUCAGACGACUUCCUCGGUCAAACUAUCAUCGAGGUCCGCACUCUGAGCGGAGAGAUGGACGUCUGGUACAAUCUGGACAAGCGCACAGACAAAUCUGCUGUGUCUGGAGCUAUCCGCAUGCACAUUAAUGUAGAGAUCAAAGGAGAGGAGACGGUGGCCCCCUAUCACGUUCAGUACACCUGUUUGCAUGAAAACCUCUUCCACUAUGUGACAGAUAUCCAGAACACCGGUGUUGUGAAGAUCCCCGACGCCAAAGGGGAUGACGCAUGGAAGGUCUACUUUGAGGAGACUCCCCAGGAAAUUGUGGAUGAGUUUGCAAUGCGUUAUGGAGUGGAGUCCAUCUACCAGGCCAUGACUCACUUUGCCUGCCUGUCAUCUAAGUACAUGUGCCCAGGUGUGCCUGCGGUGAUGAGUACCCUCCUGGCUAACAUCAACGCCUACUACGCUCACACCACCCAGGCCACCAACAACGUCUCUGCCUCCGACCGCUUUGCUGCUUCUAACUUUGGAAAAGAGCGAUUUGUCAAGCUACUAGACCAGCUUCACAACUCUCUGAGGAUAGACCUGUCCAUGUACCGCAACAACUUCCCUGCCAGCAGUCCUGAGAGGCUGCAGGACCUCAAGUCCACCGUGGACCUGCUCACCAGUAUCACCUUCUUCAGGAUGAAGGUUCAAGAGCUCCAGUCUCCCCCCAGAGCCAGUCAGGUGGUGAAGGAUUGUGUGAAAGCUUGUCUCAACUCCACCUACGAGUACAUCUUCAAUAACUGCCAUGAGCUGUACAGCCGAGAGUAUCAGACAGACCCGGCCAAACAGGGUCCCGUGCCUCCAGAGGAACAGGGUCCGAGCAUCAAGAAUCUGGACUUUUGGUCCAAACUCAUCACACUUAUCGUCUCCAUUAUCGAGGAGGACAAGAACUCCUACACUCCCUGCCUAAACCAAUUUCCCCAGGAGCUCAACGUGGGUAAAAUCAGUGCUGAAGUGAUGUGGAACCUGUUUGCUCAGGAUAUGAAGUAUGCAAUGGAGGAACAUGAAAAAAAUCGCCUGUGCAAGAGUGCGGAUUACAUGAACCUGCACUUUAAGGUCAAGUGGCUGUUCAACGAGUACUGCAAAGACCUGCCCUUCUUCAAGAGCAGAGUGCCUGAAUAUCCUGCGUGGUUCGAGCCAUUUGUCAUUCAGUGGCUGGACGAAAACGAGGAGGUGUCUCGGGACUUUCAACAUGGUGCUUUGGAAAGAGACAAAAAAGAUGGGUUCCAGGUCACAUCCGAACAUGCUCUGUUCUCCUGUUCGGUGGUGGACGUGUUUUCUCAGCUCAACCAGAGCUUUGAGAUCAUCAGGAAGCUAGAGUGUCCGGAUCCACAGAUCGUAGGACACUACAUGAAGCGAUUUGCUAGGACCAUCAGCAAUGUGCUCUUAUCUUAUGCUGAUGUCAUUUCCAAGUUGUUUGCCAACUAUGUCACCAUGGAGAAAGUGCCCUGUAUCCUGAUCAACAACAUCCAACAGCUGAGGGUUCAGCUGGAGAAAAUGUUUGAAGCUAUGGGUGGAAAAGAUCUGUGUGUGGAGGCCAGCGAUUUUCUUAAGGACUUGCAGAUUAAGCUCAACAAUGUCAUGGAUGAUCUCAGCAGGGUCUUUGCUGUCAGUUUCCAGCCUCACAUAGAGGAGAAUGUGAAGCAGAUGGGAGACAUCUUGGCUCAGGUGAAGGGAACCUCGAAUGUGGGAAACGCCAGCAGCGUGGCCCAGGAUGCCGACAACGUCCUGCAGCCUAUCAUGGAGUUCCUUGACAGCAACCUGACUCUGUUUGCUAAGAUCUGUGAGAAGACAGUGCUGAAACGUGUGUUGAAGGAGCUGUGGAAGCUGGUGAUGAACACCAUGGAGAAGACCAUUGUCCUGCCGCCACUCACGGACCAAACGAUGAUUGGGAGGCUGAAGAAUGCUUCUCACAGUGAUGGCACUCAGCUCAUCUUUAACGCCGCCAAGGAGCUGGGACAGCUGUCCAAACUGAAGGAGCACAUGGUUCGAGAGGAAGCUAAAGCUCUCUCCCCGAAGCAGUGCGCUGUGAUAGAGCUGGCCCUGGACACCAUCAAGCAAUAUUUCCAUGCUGGUGGUGUGGGUCUGAAGAAGACUUUCCUGGAGAAGAGUCCUGACCUCCUGUCUCUGCACUACGCCCUGUCGCUCUACACCCAGGCUACAGACAAACUCAUUAAGACCUUUGUCUCCUCACAAAACGCACAAGGAUCUGGAGUGGACGAUGCUGUCGGAGAGGUGUCCAUCCAUGUGGAGAUUUUCACCCAUCCUAACACAGGAGAGCACAAGGUCACAGUGAAAGUGGUGGCUGCCAAUGACCUGAGGUGGCAGACGCAGGGAAUAUUCCGGCCAUUUGUGGAGAUCUAUAUCAUCGGCCCUCACCUCAGCGACAAGAAGAGGAAGUACGCCACCAAGUCGAAGAACAACAGCUGGGCCCCUAAAUACAAUGAAUCCUUCAUUUUCACUCUGAGCAGCGAGGUGGGGCCUGAGUGCUACGAGCUGCAGGUGUGUGUGAAGGAUUACUGCUUCGCGCGAGAGGACCGCACCGUGGGCAUGGCCGUCCUGCAGCUGAAGGACAUGGCUUCCAAAGGCAGCGUGGCCUGCUGGCUGCCGCUGGGGAAACGCAUCAACAUGGACGAGACGGGCCUCACCGUCCUGCGCAUCCUCUCCCAACGCAACAACGACGACGUGGCCAAGGAGUUCGUCAAGCUCAAGUCGGACCAGCGCUCGGCAGAGGAAGGCCGCAGCUAAAAGACACAAUUAGUUUAACAAAAAUGUUUGAAGCUCAAUCAGACGUCGAUACCUACUGCCCUGGAGCUCUCCUGAGCCUCUGCUAGCCACUGCCCUGCUGAUCCAGUUUUGUAAAAGCACAGAUAACAGUCACCACACAUCCAGUGCUGUAAAUACACCCAUGUCAGUAGGUAGAGUACAGUGCUGAACAACUCAUCUUUCAUUUUCCUUAAAAACGCACCUGUGUCUUCAACGGUGCAGAUAUUAUCAGCCAUCCUUUUGAUGAAAAAUUACAUAGAGUUUAAUCAUACAGCUUAUAUCUACUUUCCUCUGUCUGUAGAGGUUAGUCACGCCAUUAACACACACACACCUCAAUCUACUAGUUAAGAACAUAUAUUGUAGCCUUUAAUAUGUUGGUUUACAAGAAGUAUAGGACCAGCCCUAAGCACAACUGACCAA
Molecule: messenger RNA, 4066 nt
Organism: Trematomus bernacchii (emerald rockcod)
Lineage: Eukaryota; Metazoa; Chordata; Actinopteri; Perciformes; Nototheniidae
Gene: unc13a
Product: unc-13 homolog A (C. elegans)
Exons: 31
Coding region: 20-3628 (1202 amino acids)
Biological process (GO): synaptic vesicle priming; presynaptic dense core vesicle exocytosis; dense core granule priming
Cellular component (GO): plasma membrane; neuromuscular junction; terminal bouton
Molecular function (GO): syntaxin-1 binding; calmodulin binding; phospholipid binding
Source: RefSeq, a predicted model, not a curated record